Messenger RNA from Aegilops tauschii subsp. strangulata, 3391 nucleotides. RefSeq lists its product as uncharacterized. Gene Ontology annotation, biological process: maturation of SSU-rRNA. The record is from RefSeq and is a predicted model, not a curated record. Gene Ontology annotation, cellular component: nucleolus; small-subunit processome; Noc4p-Nop14p complex. NCBI's taxonomy places the organism in Eukaryota, Viridiplantae, Streptophyta, Magnoliopsida, Poales, Poaceae.
CCUAGGUCACGAAACAAACGGUGACAGCCCAUAGCGGGGGCGUUGCACAAAACACACCUCCCUCGCGCGGAGCCGCCACCACCACGCCGCCGCCGCCGCCCGUCUCGUCGCGGAGCCACCACCUCGCCGCCGCCCCGCGACGUCGCGCUCCGUCUCGGCCAUGGCGAAGACGAAGCCGACGGCAGCCGGUGCGGCCGCGGCGGACAAGAAGCAUAAUAACAAGAAGAAAGGCAAGGGCAACAUCAAGGGGAGGAGCGGCCCGGCGGCCGUGGCCAUGAAGGCGCGCGGGGCCGCGGCCGCGGGGGCGGAGCGGAGCAACCCCUUCGAGGCCAUCUGGUCGCGCCGCAAGUUCGACGUGCUCGGCAAGAAGCGCAAGGGCGAGGAGAGGCGCACCUCCCGCUCCCGCUCCGACGCCAUCCACAAGAGGGAGAACACCCUGCUCAAGGAGUUCGAGCAGAGCGCCAAGUCGUCGGUCUUCCAUGACCGGCGCAUCGGCGAGAGGGACGAGACUCUGCCCGAGUACGACAAGGCCAUCCUCCGUCAGCAGCGAGAGCACAUGGCGAAGUUGAAACGAGCAAGCAAAUUCAAUCUGUCCGAUGAGGAGGACGACGAGGAUUCUCACACGCUAUUGGGAAAUGAUGAUUUCAAUGAGGAGGUGCCUAUUGGUGACGACAGUGAUGAAGAAGGUAACACGCUCUCAAAGAAGCGCUUAUCUCUCCAAAGUAGUGAUCUCCCUUCAGAAACUGACCUGCCCGGAGAAACACAUGGUCACAAGAGCAAAAAGGAAGUUAUGUCAGAGAUCAUUUUGAAGAGUAAAUUUUACAAGGCCCAAAAAGCCAAGGAAAAGGAAGAGGAUGAACAUCUUGUUGACAAGUUAGAUAGUGAUUUUGCAUUGCUGGCCCAGACGCCAGCACUUCUAUCCCUGACCGAGUCAGCUAGAGUGAACACACAUAAAAACAAUUCAAGUACAAUCCAUAAAGGUUCAUCUGGUCUGACCGGAAAGGAGAUUUUCAAUAAGGAAAAGCCAGAUGCAUACGACAAACUGGUGAAAGAAAUGGUGAUGGAUCAACGUGCUCGCCCGUCAGACAGGACAAAAACCCCAGAAGAACUAGCUCAGGAAGAAAAAGAACGUCUUGAGAAGUUGGAGAAGGAACGUCACAAGCGGAUGCUUGGAACUGCUGAGUCCUCUGACGAAGAAGAUGAUGAUAGCGAGGAUGGUGAUCAUCAUAUGAGGGCGGAUAACUCAAAACCUAUAUCUGGCGAUGAUCUUGGUGAUUCCUUCUCUUUUGACGAGCCAACAAAAAGGAAAAAAGGUUGGGUUGACGAAAUUUAUGAGAAUGAGGGUAGAAAGAUAGGUGAAGGUGUAGCAUCUGGCGAUGAAGGAAGUGAUGACAGUGGUGAAGAUGAGGAUGAGGAUGAAGAAGAUGCUGGUGAUGAAGAGGAUUCAAGUGAUGAUGACUUCCGUAAUAUGCCGGCAAGGGACUGGGAGCAAAGUGACGACGAUGAGGUUGCUGUAGAAGAAGAUGAAAAGGAUGAUGUCAAAGAUAAAGAGCAAGUUAUUGGGGAAAAAGUUAUGAAAACAAAUGCACAAAAUUUGAAGAGAGUAUCUAAUGCGAAGCAAAAAUCACAUGGCAAGGAUGAAGAUCUUCCUUUCGUGAUAGAAGCACCAAACAACUUACAAGAUCUAUGCUCCUUGGUUGAUGGUCGCUCAGAAACUGAAAUAGCUGAGAUUAUAAGCCGGAUACGUACUUGCAAUUCAAUAAGGCUCACACCUGAAAACAGAAAGAAAAUGCAAGUUUUCUACGGUGUUCUCCUGCAGUACUUUGCAGUUUUAGCUACUCAGAGUCCGGUGAAGUUUAAAGUAAUUGAGACCCUUGUUAAACCCUUAGUUGAGAUGAGUGGAGAGACACCAUAUUUUGCUGCAAUAUGUGCUAGGGAACGACUUAUUCAUACACGUGCUCGUCUAUGUGAAGACAUCAAAGUUCCAGGAAAAAGCAGCUUGCCUAGUUUGAAGACAUUACUUCUCCUGAGGUUAUGGUCCCUUAUAUUCCCCUGCUCCGACUUCCGGCAUGCUGUCGCAACUCCAAUGCUUCUGCUUAUGUGCGAAUAUCUGAUGCGAUGUCCUAUACAGUCUGGCCGAGAUGCAGCUGUUGGUUCUUUCUUGUGCUCCAUGGUGCUUGCGGCUACUAAAGAAUCAAAAAAGUUCUGCCCUGAAGCUAUCAGUUUUCUGCAAACUCUUUUGGUAACAUCACUUAAAGGAGAAGUUAGCAAUCAGAUCAAUGACCAGUUUAUGGAGCUCAAGACACUGAAACCAUGGCUUCAUAUCAGUGAGCAAGUGCAUGAGGUGAAUCGUAUGAAUAUCCUCGACCUAAUGAGCAUGGAUCCUGAUUCCCCAUUCUUCGCAUCAGAUAAUUUCAAGGCUGGUGUACUUCUGUCUGUGGCUGAAUGUUUGAGGGGCUUUGUAAUUAUACAUGAAGGGCUCUGCUCUUUUCCAGAAAUCUUCAUGCCAGUUUCUUCUCUGCUGCAACAAAUUAUGGAAAAAUCCGAGUUGCCUGCCCUGUUACAAGAAAUUUUCCAAGAUGUCAUCGACUUGAUUAAGAAGAAAAGUGACGAACACCAUGCUUCAAGAGAGCCGCUCCAAAUGCGAAAGCAGAAGCCUGAACCAAUCAAGCAGCUGAAUCCCAAAUUUGAGGAGAAUUACGUAAAGGGUCUUGAUUACGAUCCUGACCGAGAAAGGGCACGCCUGAAGAAGCUGAAGAAACAAGUGAAGAGCGAGAAGAGAGGUGCGAUGUCCGAGCUUCGCAAAGAUAGUUAUUUCAUGGCUGCUGUGAAAGAGAAGGAGAGGGCGAGACACGAGCAAGAGAGGUCUGAAAAGUAUGGCAAAGCAAUGGCUUUUCUUCAAGAACAAGAAAGCGCUUUUAAAUGCGGGCAGAUGGGAAAAGGCAAAAAAAGGAGGAGGUGAUGAUAUGCUGAUCAUGUUGCUAUCACAGUCCAGUUUGCGCUGGGUAGUGGAGAUAGAAAAUUAGGCAUGCACCUGGUGACCCUGGCGUGCCCCGUUUUAACUGCCUUUGCCACCUCAUGUCGAAGACACGCCGGAAAGAGUAAUCAUAUUGCAAACGCUGAUGUGGAUGGAGGCGUUAUGUUUCUUGCACUCGAGAAUGAGUUGCUCCAGAGUGCUGUGCUCGUGUAAUAGUAGUAAUCUGAUGUAGCCCAGGAAUCGAUUUUGCUCGCUUUUUUUGUCCUGAUUUCUUGUAUGCGCAGUGUUACUCUUCAGAUGUAUCCGAACCAACACAGUCCUGUUCAUCUCGUCGCUUUUCCCAAAUUAAUGGGAAGACAUCCUACACUGGAAUUUAAUCAUUGGUGACAUACUGUUCAAUGUCACUUUGAGUGA